Messenger RNA from Trypanosoma grayi, 336 nucleotides. RefSeq lists its product as hypothetical. The transcript has a single exon. The record is from RefSeq and is a predicted model, not a curated record. Lineage: Eukaryota; Euglenozoa; Kinetoplastea; Trypanosomatida; Trypanosomatidae. Bases 1 to 336 code for a protein of 111 amino acids.
AUGCCACAACCACAAGAAACAGAGAUGCACGCACCCACAUGUGAGGCCCACUGCCGUCCCGUCCCGCCAAGUCAGCAGAGCCACCUGCUGCCCCACCCGUUGUGCCGGUCGUUCCCGUCCCUUCGGCUCCAGCUCCAGCUUCAGCUCCGCCCCCAGAAGGUUUCGUCUCCGUAUGCCCGCCACCACUCCGCUGCUCGGUCUGCUGCUACGAACCGUCGCCAAUGUCAACAUUGGGCAACUCAGAAGCGCCAGGCACGUCAGCUGGCGGCUUUGUCACUGGUGGAUUUGCAACUCGCGGCACCAUCUCAGCAGGAAGUGGCGUGGCGGCAUCAGUAA